Messenger RNA from Brassicogethes aeneus, 4256 nucleotides. Lineage: Eukaryota; Metazoa; Arthropoda; Insecta; Coleoptera; Nitidulidae. The record is from the annotation of a GenBank genome assembly.
AUGAUUAAAUGUUUCAAAUGUCUUGACAACGGGCCCAGGGCCACCAGAAUGCCUGCAGACGAAGACUAUGGACGAAGACAGAUCCCACAUCAGCAGCAGCAGCAGCAGCAGCAGCAACCAUCAACAAAUCAGCAGCAAAACCAGCAGCAGCAGCAGCAGCAGCAGCAGCAGAAUGCGUCUGCGUCGCCGGUGCCCGUUCAGUGUUCUGCUGGUUGCAUACCUUCACCUGCAGACCAUCGUCGUCUCGCGGCGGCGGAAAGGUACGACGAUCGGUUCGCUUCGGAGCGCUUCGGCUCCGAGCGCAGCAGCUCGGAGCGGCUGCCGUCGGGCGAGAGGAGGUUCCAUCUUUCCAGGUACCAAUACAAUGAAAGGAUCAGCUGCCCCAGGUACCCGGAGCGCUACACCCCGGUGCAAAACGUCGGCAGCCUCGACAGGUACCACCACGGAGGCGGCACCCUCGACAGGUACUCCCGCACCAGCACUCCAACCGACCGCUACCACACCCUCACAGCGGAAAAGGACCGCUACAGCGAGGACCGCUACACCCCCACCGAACGCAGAACCAACCCGAAGAUCAGACCGAAGCAGCAGCAGCAGCAGCAGCAGUACCAGUACGACCGCUUCCCGCCCAUACCUUGCCCAGAGCGCUUCGCGACGCAACCCGAGCGCAUCCAGUACGCGCAGCAGGUGCAGUACCUGGAACCCCCCUCCCCCGCGCCGGCCAGCGACAGGUUCAUCCCCCCUCCACCUUUAUCCCCUGAGAACACCCCCAGUCCCGACUGCUACGUCAACAACGCCUUCCCCUCGCCUACAACCGCCCUCCCCGAGAGGUUUAUCCCCCCUCCGCCGCUGUCCCCCUCCCCCACCGAGAAGCUACCUCAGCAGAGGUACCACAUAGACAGAAAGUACUACAAUUCCUACCACACUAACGCUGGGGAGCGCUACAUACCGCCCAACGCGCACACGCCCGUCGAGAGGUACGUCCCGCAACCCCAAGAGUACUACCAGCAGUACCAACACGACCGCUACAAGUACAACCCCUCCUCAACCGACCCGUACAUGAGGAGAGACCUGGCCUUCCACUACAGACUCCCCUUGCCGUACAACCCGAACCAGUACCAACGCUUGCGGUACGUGGGCACGCCCAACCGCACUGUCAAGUGCUGCGGGUACCAGGACGGGUACCAACUGUCGAAAUCCAGCCCCGGUUCAUCCUCUUCGAGCUCCGUGACGAGUCAGAAAGAAUCCCAGUGCCAAAUAGCGACCCACCAGGAGGAGAAGUCCACGCAGUGCGUCAUAGUGUCGCCGAGUAUGCGCAAGACGUGCAGACACGGCGUCUGCUCGUCGCCCGGCGUGGAGUACGUGGGCGGGGCGGGCGGGCGCCACGUGUGCGCCACGCCGCCGCCCGUCGGCGCCCAGUGCGACCAGCAGUGCUGCCAACAGGCAGCCAGAAGGCCGCAAGCCACCCUUCAACUGUGGCGCGCAUCACCACAGCCCACUCAGCAACCUCAGCAAAUCAUAGAACAACGCCAAACACCGACCCCACAACCUCAGCUAAAUAGAUCAUCAACCCCUGUCAGUUAUGAGCCUCAAGAGCAACAACAAGUUCCGCAAAGAGCGGAGAUGCCCGAGAGCAAGCCUUCAACACCUCCAGCUGCAAAACAACCGAUUCAAACGCAAAUCACUCCUCCUCAAGGGAGGCCUCAACAAAGCCAUCAAAGGGCCGUUUCCAUGCCUGAUGCGCCCACUCCUGAACGCACAAGACCUCAGCAAAGGAUACAGUACUCGCAAAGCGAAAGGGUGCCGAACAGACAGAGACCACCAUUGAACAGAUCGAUGAGCAAAAAGGAGAUCAUCAAAAAUUACAUUAGAAAAGAGACGGCCAAUUUCUUCGGCGUGGACGAGGAGCACGAAGAAGAGCAGCAGUCCAGAUGGCUGGAUCGGAGAAAAAGGAUGGCAUGCAGGACCCUUGGACCUCUCAAAGACGAAUUUAGAAACAAUAUGAACGAUAGGACGCAUAGGCGCACCAUUUCCGAUAGAGUAACGUCGGAAAGAAUCUCGGGACAAUUGGUGGCCGAAAGACCCGACGUUUUGCCCGGACCAAGCGACGCCACUGACGGCUUCGAUCGACAUGCUACAGGGUUGAGAAGAAAAGACUCUGUGGCCAGAAUGACGUUGGAUGGACUCUCCUAUGUCGUUACGACUCUGACAAGAAACAGACCACGGCCGAGAUCGCAGCAGCAGCAGUGGUCCAGAAGCUUUCCUCCGGACUCCCCGCCAGUCAGCCCGCCUUCCUCCCCGGAAGAGCAGAGCUUCUUCGACAACAACUCGAUACCGAUGGCGCCGAGAAGUCCGGAACUGGAGGACGCCGUCGACAGGGGGCGCGGCGAAGCUGGACCGAUGCAACCCUACCGAUCUCCGUCGGAAAGCAGGUUCAGCAGGCCCACUUCCGGCGGGUGGAGGCGCGACACGAACCAGGAAGUGGUGCUGAGGCACGGAGACAACAGAACCAGCGUCGGAGGUACACGGAUAUACUCCAGCAUGUUGGAUCAUGUGCUGGAUAACUCGGAUAGGCGGCAGUAUGGAAUGGGAUGGGUCGGAAGGAUGUUUGGGCGUUCUAUGCGCAGAUCCGUCGCCGCAGACAGAAAAAUUCAGGAACAACUCGACGAUUUGGAAGAUCACCGGCCGAUGUUCACGUAUUGGGUGACCACGGUGCAAGUGCUCGUGCUUCUGAUCUCCAUCAUUUGUUACGGCAUCGGGCCGUUCGGAGUGAACCUGCAGUCCCGCUCGGGGCAAAUCUUGGUCACCAGCUUGUCCUUGCAGCAAGUGGACUUCAUGGAGCCGGCGAACUUCUGGGUGGGCCCCAGGGCGGCCGACUUGAUACAUCUGGGCGCCAAGUUCGCGCCCUGCAUGCGGGUGGACGACAAAGUUUCGCAGCAAAUCGACAAAAUACGAGCCAAAGAACGGGAGACUGCGUGCUGCAUUAGAAACGACGAUUCGGGGUGCGUCCAGUCAACGCAAUCCGAUUGUUCGAAAACGAUAUCGACAUUCAAGAAGUGGACGGCUGGUGAAGCCGGACCUGGCGGCAGAAUAUCGGGCUCUGUAUGCGGCCUCGACCCUAAAUUUUGUGACGCCCCUGCCAGUGUCCACCCCUACGAAUGGCCGGACGACAUCACGAAGUGGCCGAUAUGCAGGAAAACCAACACCCAGUUUUCCACCCAAAAGAAGGCGCCGAGAGACAAACUCGCGGAGCACAUGGUAUGCGAGAUAAUCGGACAUCCGUGUUGCAUCGGAAUACACGGCCAAUGCAAAAUCACCACCAAAGAAUACUGCGACUUCGUUUCCUGCCUGAACGACGUGUGUGGGAUGCUGCCGUUCUACUUUCCGGACGUCCCCGAUCAAUUUUACCGGCUGUGGACCUCGCUGUUCCUGCACGCCGGAAUUUUGCAGCUGGUCAUCACGGUUUUGCUGCAGGUUUUCUUGAUGCGCGAUUUGGAGAAAUUGACCGGAAGUCUGCGUAUCGGCAUCGUUUACAUCGGGUCCGGAGUGGCCGGCAACCUCGCCUCCGCGAUUUUCGUUCCCUACAGAGCUGAUGUCGGUCCAGCCGGUUCCCAGUUCGGUCUGCUGGCCUGUCUGAUAGUGGAGGUGCUGAACGCGUGGCCCAUGCUGAAGAAGCCGCGCCAGGCGCUGAUGAAGCUGCUCAGCCUGACGGCCUUUCUGUUUCUGUUGGGUUUGCUGCCUUGGGUCGACAACUACGCGCACCUGUUCGGCUUCGUGUUCGGGUUCCUCCUGUCUUACGCGCUGUUGCCGUUCAUAUCGUUCGGGCGCUACGACAGGCAGAAAAAGGUGUUCCUGAUCUGGGUGUGUCUGCUGUCGGCGGGGAUCCUGUUCAUCACGUUGGUGUUGCUGUUCUACAUCAUACCGGUUUACGAUUGCAAAGUGUGUUCGUAUUUUAAUUGCAUCCCGUUCACCAGGGACUUUUGCGCCAGUCAGAAUAUUAAUUUCAAGAGGGAGGAGCCAGUGGUAUGACAAAAAUGAUGGCGGUUCGCGCCCUACUUUAUUCACCAGCGAAAUGAAAAAGUGUUUUAUAGUUUUGUGAUACACAAAGUACUAUUGUUAAUACAAAAAACCGAAACAGUGUGUUUUAAACAUAAUAUAUUUCUUAAAAAUCAUGUGAUAAAAACAUUAUAUAUCUGACUAUCUAUAUUAGACUGGGCCAAAAAAAUCAACUAUUUUUUUCGAAAAUAUGGUUUGGG